CAUCGGUAGCGACGAAGUUAAGAUCGGGAUAUUUAAGGCAGGGGCGAGUUCAAAAUGGCGGCGACGUAGGAAAAUGCCAUGUUCGAGUUCGAAAGGAGGCGGCUGGGUGAAACACGGACGAUUUUGAAAUGGCGGCAAGCAGAAAUGCCAGAAUGGGUAAGCAGCCCAACCAACACUAGAAGCAAAAGAAAAAGUUCAUCACUAACACCAAAAGCCAGGAGGGAAAUAAGGUUGGGUGAGCUUACAACGAUGGUCAUGACAGUAAAAUAAGCAAACAUUCAACAUCUUCGAUGAGUCUUUACAAUAUUUUGGUUUUGAUAAGUUGAAAAACGCAUCUUUCAUAUUUGUGCUUG
Linum tenue is the source of this 353-nucleotide messenger RNA. The record is from the annotation of a GenBank genome assembly. NCBI's taxonomy places the organism in Eukaryota, Viridiplantae, Streptophyta, Magnoliopsida, Malpighiales, Linaceae.